This is a messenger RNA of Psilocybe cubensis, 1380 nucleotides long. RefSeq lists its product as uncharacterized. Lineage: Eukaryota; Fungi; Basidiomycota; Agaricomycetes; Agaricales; Agrocybaceae. The coding region runs from base 1 to 1380 and encodes 459 amino acids. The record is from RefSeq and is a predicted model, not a curated record. The transcript has a single exon.
AUGUCUUGCGAUACCUACUCUGCCUCCUCUGCUGUGUCUCGGGAAACUCUUGUCAACACUUUGGCCCAAAACAAUUUGUUGCAUGCUCCAGGCUUGUCGCCCUCCUUGUCUGGUCGUUCGAGUCCUGCUAUUGGUUCUGGUAUCGAGUCUGGUCUUGGGCUUGGGCUUCAGGAGAGUGGCAAGCUCUGCUCUUUCAAUUCAGAUGCUAGUUCUGGGGAUCAUGUCAGGAUUACAAUGAAAACGCGUGUGGCCGUGCGGGAUACGAAAUCUCAUCGAUUUCAAGUCGUCCCAUUGCGCGAUAUAACUAAAGAUGCGCUCUCUCGGACUGAGCUCGAGUCCGGUCGACUAGUGGUUCCCACUACGCCAGUGAGCUAUCUGCGCACUCCGAGCUCCAAGAAAUUCAUGACCUCACACACUAAGACAAUGACUUCUUCGCCGUCUGUUCGGCCUCUAUGUUCUAUCUACGGCAAGGAAAAUCGUCACUCAGAAGCUGGGACAGAGGCCAAUGUCAAAGCGUUAGAUUCUUUUGAAAUUAAGACUUCCGUGUCGUCGGAAACUCCCUCAGCCGAAAGAAACGCUAUGCUCUCUGAGGUGGAAUUGAAUGUAGUCGACAUAAAGUCCUCUUCUCUUCCGCAACUGUCAUCGAACCGGACUAACCCAGCAAGUCCCGCUGUAAUCUCGAAUUUUUCGUCGCAAAAGUCUUUGAAUAAUUCUUUCAGCUCGACCUCUACACAUACUAUUUCCCAAUCUUUAUAUAUCUCAGGACGCUACAAAACGCACGCGUCAAAAUUCUCUAGUCUUGGAUACCUUUCUUUGGACCCUGAUUCGGGACGUGAGGGUGCAGAUGAAGAAGACAAGGAGGCGCCUGUCUUCGACAGUGCCAACCCGCGAUCAGAGAAAAGACAUGCUUUGCGCACUCCUCCACUGUUUCUUCCUUACUUCGACAGACUAGCUUCGUCUGGGCCUGUGAAUCCUGAUCCGCAACAGGUGCUUCACGAAGCGAUCAGCGACCAGAAGAGUGAGCUUGUACAAGGCGCCGCGUCUGAUAUCGUUCAAGCAGAUAACGAUAGGACAAUUUGUCCGGAAUUUCGUCUUUUGGAUGCCUAUCUGGAUGACCAAGCCGUCCCUUGUCGUAUAUUGGAGGAUCCGUUCAGCGUUAGUUCUUCAGGGUCGAUAGAAUUUGCACCGAUAGACAGUCCUUUGCAUCAUUCAUCUCCGAAAUCGGGAAAUUGGGCCUCUCGUAUCCGACACGGUGCAGCCUGUCAGACAAGUAGGCGAGUGCAGCGAGGAGACAGACGUAUCGUAUACCCGAAGAUAGUUCUUGAUCUGUUCGUCGAACUAGACAAAGCGAUUGAAUCUUGGAGCGCCAAAAAUAUGUAA